GCGCCUGCUCAGUGCGGGACGCUGCGCGCGAGGGGCGGCGACGGCCGCGGGCGCUCAAGCAUGGCGGCAGCCGCGUUGGGCAGCUCCUCGGGCUCUGCGUCCCCAGCUGUGGCCGAGCUGUGCCAGAACACGCCGGAGACCUUUCUGGAGGCCUCCAAGCUGUUGCUCACUUACGCGGACAACAUCCUCAGAAACCCUAAUGAUGAAAAAUAUAGAUCUAUCCGGAUUGGAAACACAGCUUUUUCUACUAGACUCUUACCUGUCAGAGGAGCCGUUGAAUGUUUAUUUGAAAUGGGCUUUGAAGAGGGAGAAACACAUCUCAUCUUUCCUAAAAAAGCUUCAGUGGAGCAGCUGCAAAAAAUUCGUGACCUGAUUGCCCUGGAAAGAAGUAGCAGAUUGGGUGGAUCAAAUAAGACUCACAGAGUAGAAUUAUCUCAGCAACCUGCAUCCGGUCCCCAGCUUCCUACAACACAGUCUUCAAAUCCGAACGGGUUAACCCAGCUUGCAGGGAGCAGUGAAGGGCCGUCACCCAACCUACCGUCUGCUCCAGGGGUUACCACUGAUUCAGUCAUUCUAAAAGUUCUGCGGUCCAACAUUCAGCAUGUGCUGGUCUAUGAGAACCUUAAGCUCCAGGAAAAAGCACUGGCUUGUAUUCCAGUCCAAGAACUAAAAAGGAGAUCUCAAGAAAAAUUAUCUAGAGCUAGAAAAUUGGAUAAAGGUACUAAUGUUAGUGAAGAGGAUUUUCUUCUGCUGGAGCUUUUACACUGGUUUAAGGAAGAAUUCUUUCAGUGGGUGAAUGACAUUUUGUGCAGCAAAUGUGGUGGCCACACUAAGUCUAGAGGUGAAUCAUUAUUUCCCAAUGAUGAUGAACUGAAGUGGGAUGCGAACAGAGUAGAAGAUCAUUACUGUGAUACAUGCCAGUUCAGCAAUCGAUUCCCAAGGUAUAACAACCCUGAGAAACUUUUAGAAACGAGAUGCGGACGGUGUGGCGAGUGGGCCAAUUGUUUCACACUGUGCUGCCGAGCCUUAGGGUUCGAAGCUCGCUAUGUUUGGGAUUACACAGACCAUGUCUGGACAGAAGUCUAUUCUCCUUCUCAGCAGCGGUGGCUGCACUGUGACCCGUGUGAAGAUGUCUGUGAUAAGCCGCUCCUUUAUGAAGUAGGGUGGGGCAAGAAGCUUUCCUAUGUCAUAGCAUUUUCUAAGGAUGAGGUGGUUGAUGUCACUUGGCGAUACUCUUGUAAACACGACGAGGUAAUCUCCAGAAGAACUGAGGUUAAAGAAGAAUUACUUCGAGAAACUAUUAAUGGACUUAAUAAGCAGAGGCAAAUAUCUUUGUCGGAAAACAGAAGAAAAGAACUUCUCCAGAGGAUAAUCGUGGAACUUGUUGAGUUUAUAUCUCCGAAAACCCCUAAGCCUGGAGAACUUGGUGGAAGAAUAUCUGGGUCAGUGGCUUGGAGAGUAGCCCGAGGUGAAAUGGGUCUAGAGAGAAAAGAAACCCUGCUCAUUCCCUCUGAAAAUGAGAAGAUUUCCAAACAGCUCCACCUCUGUUAUAAUAUUGUGAAAGAUCAUUACGUCCGAGUUUCAAAUAAUAAUCAAAUCAUUUCUGGAUGGGAGAAUGGUGUGUGGAAAAUGGAAUCCAUAUUCAGAAAAGUUGAAACAGACUGGAACAUGGUGUACUUAGCCCGAAAAGAAGGAUCGUCUUAUGCUUACAUUUCCUGGAAGUUUGAGUGUGGGUCAGUUGGCUUAAAAGUAGAUAGCAUUUCUGUUAGAACAAGUAGUCAAACCUUUCAAACUGGAACAAUACAGUGGAAAUUGCGAUCCGACGGAGCACAAGUAGAACUGUCAGGCGAUAAAACUCUUCGUUCCUAUCAUGAAUUUUCUGGUGCCACUGAAGUUAUUUUGGAAGCAGAAUUAAGCAGAGGAGAUGGUGUGGUUGCUUGGCAACAUACUCAGCUGUUUAGACAAAGCUUAAAUGACCAUGAAGAAAAUUGUUUGGAGAUCAUUAUAAAAUUCAGUGACCUUUGAGAACCUGAACAUUAUAGAAAAGCUGACAAUAAUCAAGGACUUCCCAUGUUUUGAAGUAGUCUGUUGGUUCAGUGCAUGCUUAGUUGGCCAUUUACUACCCUCUGCCAGCAUAUUUCUUUUGCUGGCUCUCCCAUCAUGUACCCCUCAUGAAAAUAUAUCUUUGUACUAUGGACCAUAAUGAAACCUUGAAUUAAAAGCUCCCUUCCGUAUGUGACUGUAAUUUGAAGUAAAGUCUUAUUGCCUCAGUAUGAGAUUUUAAUCAGAAAACUGUGAGUAUAAUUUUAAAAGUAAAAUGAAGGUCUUCAUGAUGAAAUGUUUUCAUGAUUAUGAUAUAAUCUUAAGCUAAUACUAGUAAAUUGACAAUUUUUGAUUGGCCAUUAAUUUCUUCAAAAGUAAUUAGAUUUCCUAAGAUUUUUAAUUUUUAAUAAAUGUGAAAGUAUAGUAUCUCCUAAGUUAUAAUGCAUGAACAUUUUUAUGAUUGUAAAUACAUAGGCAUUUAAGAAAUAAAAUGAAUUAUUUUGUCUUAUAUCAUUUUAGUGGUUACUUUGGCUAAAUAAGAAUCCUUAAUAAGUAUGCUAAACAUUGAAAACUGCUGGAAUAGACAAGACUUAUGAAAACAUUUAACACUGCAUAAAUUCAGAGAUACAUUAUGAAUCCACGUGUGGACACUUUAGAAUACGCUUUACUUUUGAGUUUACUUUUGAGUAUUUCUAUCUACCUCAUUGAAUAAAUAUCUGUUCUUGUGUUUGAAACUA
Hyaena hyaena (striped hyena) is the source of this 2780-nucleotide messenger RNA. It is a transcript of the gene NGLY1, whose product is annotated as N-glycanase 1. The transcript is spliced from 12 exons. Gene Ontology annotation, molecular function: peptide-N4-(N-acetyl-beta-glucosaminyl)asparagine amidase activity. The record is from RefSeq and is a predicted model, not a curated record. Gene Ontology annotation, cellular component: cytoplasm; cytosol; nucleus. Lineage: Eukaryota; Metazoa; Chordata; Mammalia; Carnivora; Hyaenidae. Gene Ontology annotation, biological process: protein deglycosylation; glycoprotein catabolic process; protein quality control for misfolded or incompletely synthesized proteins. Bases 61 to 2025 code for a protein of 654 amino acids.